Molecule: messenger RNA, 742 nt
Organism: Diatraea saccharalis (sugarcane borer)
Lineage: Eukaryota; Metazoa; Arthropoda; Insecta; Lepidoptera; Crambidae
Source: the annotation of a GenBank genome assembly
UCUGUGGUCUAAACUAAAGUAUAUUUAAUUUAAAACUGAUAUAUACUUCAUACCUUAUAUCGGCAACGCUACAUUGAAACUUUUAAGAUAAAGUUACCUAUAUGUAACUACAAUCAUUUCUUCCAAACGCAAAAUGGAUUUAAAUUUGUCUUUUAUAACCGGUCUCGGUUGCGGAAUAUGCCUUGGAAUUUCAUUAAUCGUUUUAAAAAAAUACUUCGGCUCUGCUCCCAAUGCUAUUAAAGCUGUAAAGAAGUUUGCAACAAAUUCUGAAUACAAACUUGUAUUAGUUGUGAGGACAGAUCUCAAUAUGAGUAAAGGGAAAAUAGCUGCACAAUGUGGUCAUGCUGCCGUCGGGGCCUUUGAAAAGGCACAAAGAAAAGAUCCCGAAGGUCUAAAAUGCUGGAGAAUGACUGGCCAAGCCAAAGUAGCACUCAAGAUAGAUUCGGUAGAUGAAAUUAAGCAAAUAGCAGAUAAUGCCCAAAAAAUGGGACUGAUAACAUCCUUGAUAAGAGAUGCAGGAAGAACACAGAUUGCUCCUAACUCUAUUACAGUUUUAGGUGUUGGACCUGCACCUAAAGAUGUUAUUGACAAAGUUACAGGUCACUUGAAACUCUUGUAAUUAUUAAACUUUAAAAUACUAAGAAAAUAUUUGUUUUGAUUAGGUAACUUAUCCUUUUUUUAUUUGAUGAUUUACUGGUGUUUUUCAAAAUUAUCAUUAGAUAUCUGACUAAAUAAUCUUUUA